Gymnodraco acuticeps is the source of this 2658-nucleotide messenger RNA. RefSeq names its product annexin A13 (gene anxa13). Gene Ontology annotation, cellular component: cytoplasm. The transcript is spliced from 11 exons. Gene Ontology annotation, molecular function: calcium-dependent phospholipid binding; calcium ion binding. The record is from RefSeq and is a predicted model, not a curated record. NCBI's taxonomy places the organism in Eukaryota, Metazoa, Chordata, Actinopteri, Perciformes, Bathydraconidae. Bases 132 to 1082 code for a protein of 316 amino acids.
UGACGUCACACGCUGGUUUCAGCUUCUUUGGGCCGCAGCUCGUAGCCUCGUAUCAGGAGAAGAAGUUAGCUUGUACAAACUACUCUUUUAGCCAUCAGAUCACCAGCUGAAACCGGACGAACAUCUUUAAAAUGGGCAACUGUCAACCAACAAUCGUGCCCUAUGAGGAUUUUGAUGUCGUUGCUGACAUCAAGGCCAUCCGCAAAGCCUGCAAAGGGUUUGGAACUGAUGAGCAGGCCAUCAUUGACAUCUUGGCAGACCGCAGUGCAGAUCAGCGUCAGGAAAUCAAAAACGCAUAUUUUGAAAAGUAUGAUGAUGAGUUGGUGGAUGUGUUGAAGAAGGAGCUGGCAGGGAGCUUUGAGAACGCCGUCCUCGCCAUGUUGGACCUGCCCAUAGUCUUCGCUGUGAAGGAGCUGAGGAAGGCCAUGAAGGGGGCGGGCACUGAUGAAGACACCCUGGUGGAGAUCCUCUGCACGGCCACCAACGCUGACAUCGCCAUGUUCAAGGAAUACUACUUUCAAGUGCAUGAGCGUGAUCUUGAAGCAGAUAUCGAAGGGGAGACCAGCGGGGACGUAAGAAACCUGCUCACAGCUCUAAUGCAGGGCGACAGAGACGAGAGUUACGAGGUGGAUGAGGAGUUGGCCGAGUCGGAUGCUACCUGCCUGUUUGAGGCUGGUGAGGGCUCCUUUGGGACAGAUGAGUCCACUUUCAGCUACGUUCUGGCCUCCAGAAAUUACCUGCAGCUCCAGGCCACCUUCAAGAUAUAUGAGCAGCUUUGUGGAACUGAAAUCCUGGAUGUCAUUGAGAAUGAGACUUCAGGGACACUUAAGAAAUGCUACAAAGCUCUUGUAAGAGUUGCUAAGAACCCUCAGCUCUACUUUGCCAGACGUUUGAACGCUGCGAUGAAAGGAGCGGGCACUGACGAGGACACCCUUAUUCGCAUCAUCGUGGUUCGCUCUGAGUAUGACUUGGAGACCAUCAAAGAAAUGUACCUGGAGAAGUACGAUGUGUCUCUGAAGGACGCCAUAAAGGACGAGUGCGGCGGUGAUUUUAAACGUCUCCUCGUGGCCAUCUGCCACUAAAAGUCUGAGAGUUAGGCAGGGUGGAUUUGGAAAACAGUCAGAGACAACUGUUUAUACUGAGGGCGCGGCUGUUUUCUGUCUAACUAACUAACUCAGUCUGUCCAUGUGACAUUACAGUAUGUAGGGAGCAGGAGGGUGAACGUGAUAGAAUAAUCAGCUAAUGUGUUGUCUAAAAUCUGAGUUACGGUGAAUUUGUGUGGCUCUCUUUUAAACUUUUUCAACAAUCAUUUAUACCGAAAUUGGCAUGAACUCAUCUGUCUGUGUCCGUCAAUUACUGCCCAUUUCUUAGUCAAUUUUUUGCUCCAGUUCACUUUGACCAGCAUUAACAGUCAGUUAAAGUCACUGUAAACAAGCACCAAUGUAUACCUUUCCAGGAGCCAACUGUAGUCACACUGAUGCAAUUACACUACAUUUGAUCAGGUUGUGUAAGGCUUGAUAGAGUGAUCACAUUGUAAACAUGUUUGUACACUGGGAAAAAUCUAAUCUAGCCUCAGCAUUUCUUUCUGCUGCUGCAUUUACUAAUAUAAAAAGACAAUAGUGUUACAUUAUUACCGUUGUUUAAGUAUUAAUCUGCGUUUGAAUCCAAUAUUUCUUUAUUUGUGUUAAUCUAAAACUUUCACCCUCUAUGCCCCAAACUCAGUGACUUAACUGAUGUUACCACUUAUGCAAUCAGUCCAUGUGUUUGUGCUUGUUAAAGAAGAAAUUUGCAGAGGAGAAUAUAUAUUUUAACAGAUGCUUAUUGAAAGAUACAUGUUGCAUUUGUAUUAUCUACAACUAGAAAACACUUGAAAAAUCCAAAUACACCUCACCUUGUUAUGUAUAUUUUUUUUGUAUUUUGCGACUAACAAAUAUAUUAUUUAGUUUACUGUUUUAGGUAGGCCAGAGGUUAUAUGUGAAGAAACCUGUAAGAAGCAUUGAACAUCUGGACAGUCUGUGUCAUUGUGUGUCUAUAUAAGGCAGCUGAGAUCUGUUAAAAUGACCACUAUUGUAAACAUCAACAGGUAGAGUCGUCUGACUAGAGCAGGGGUGUCAAACUCAAUUUCAUCGUGGUCAACAUUAGCAUUAUGGUUGCACACAAAGGGCCAGUUGUAACUUUAAGACUAUAUAAAUAUAUAAUAUAUAUAAAAUAAUGUAUUAUAUUACAUUAUUGAAUCUGCAUUGGAUUAUUAUCGGAUAGGGUAAUAACUUCAUAAUUAACUACGUAUGAAGGCAAAAGUCUAGGGCAAAUAAUUGCAAGUCUCUUCAGUGCGCAUGUCACAAAAUGAGAUGCAUUGUGGGACAUGUAGUUUAUUGGCAACGUGCUUCUGUAUAGCGGCCUGUAACCGUAUAAUAAACUAUAAAUUAUAUUAUUUGCAAGCUCUUGUGGGCCACAUAAAAUGAAGUCUCAGGCCGGAUUUGGCCCCCGGGCCUUGAGUUUGACACCCCUGGACUAGAGAUUGCCCCUCUAUAGCCAAAUAAUUUUAGUAAACGUGCAAAUAAAGUUCCCUGUAACACCAUCAUAUCUGUUUUGUUUGACAUUCAACUGUGUUUGAUACUGUGUUGAUAGAAAAUAUGCAUUAAAACCUGAGGCAACCAA